AUGUCACAAACUUCUAGAAUAUCAGUAUUAUCAUCUUCGAAUGAUACGCGUUUAGCUAAACGUGUCUCAAUCUUAGAUAGAAUUUUAAAUAAAACUAAAGGAACUGAGGUAGGAUUAAGUGCUUUUGCAUUUUUAUUUUCUGAAAUGCUUCAAUAUGCACAAAAGCGUGUGCAUGGGAUUCAAGAUCUUGAACGAAAAUUAAAUGAUUUUGGGUAUAGAGUAGGAACACGUUUAUUGGAAUUAAUUGUAUGGCGAGAUAAAAAUAGUAAAAGAGAAACUCGAGUUUUGGGGAUGUUAUAUUUUAUUCAUAUAACAGUAUGGAAAACUCUUUUUGGAAAACAAGCAGAUUCUUUAGAAAAAAGUAAAGAACAUGAGGAUGAAUAUAUGAUAUCAGAUAACGAUCCAGUAAUAAGUAGAUAUAUUUCAGUUCCCAAAGAAUUAUCACAAUUAAAUUGUAAUGCAUUUCUUGCAGGAAUUGUAGAAGCGAUUUUGGAUGGAGCUCAAUUUCCAGCCCGUGUAACUGCACAUUCAGUACCACAAGAAGGUUUCCCAUUGCGUACUACUAUAUUAAUUCAAUUUGAUAAAGAAGUUUUGCAAAGAGAUGAACAAUUGGAACAAUUGAAAUUAAAAUAG
Messenger RNA from Diversispora eburnea, 633 nucleotides. The record is from the annotation of a GenBank genome assembly. Lineage: Eukaryota; Fungi; Glomeromycota; Glomeromycetes; Diversisporales; Diversisporaceae.